GAAAUUUGCGGUACAGACUACUAUAGCUAUGCUGGAGAUUGUGGGACAUUGUAGAUAAAUACUUAGUUUGUUACUUAAGUACUACGUGGUUUCUUGAUGUCUCCAACUCCAUCACUUACUGAGUAUUUUAUCGAGUGGAUUAUAAGGUUUUGAGAAUGAAUUCAGAAGUUCACAAACCCGGAACAAGGUAGAACUAAACCACUUUCAUUCUUUUUUUUGAAGUAGAAUUUUCAAAAAGUCUACACCAAAUGGAAAGGUGGUUUCUGUUUUACAUUUCUAAUUGAUCAGUUGACAAUUUAUUUAGGGAAGAGAGACUUCAUGGAUCAUUUGACACACGUGGAUCCCAUUGAGGGUGUUGUAUUAGUGGAUCCAGACUACGUGAAACAUAGAAAGGUAUUUGUUCAUCUUUUGGGUGCGUUCUGGUAUGGUCGGGAUGAAGUCGAUUUGCUUGGACUGAAUUACCAUAAAGAUCUUUGUCUCAUGACUAAACAAGUGUAUCCACCAUUUGGCUCCAAGCUAUUAAAGUCGCAUAUACCAAUUCUACUAUCUGAAAAUGGAGACACCACUGAGCUCUCAUCGAAUUUACUUCACAAAUUCACUGAACCUCCGGGACGCACUCGAUUACAGGAACGUUUGAUUAGGAAACUUGGUUCGAAUGCUUUUCCUUUCUACUUCCAGCUCCCGGCUUAUUCACCGGCCUCUGUGUCCAUACUCCUGAACCCAUCUGAUCGUGGAAAGCGUUGUCGAGUUGAGUACGAAUUAAAAGUUUAUGUAGCGGAUGAUCAAGAUGAUAAACCACAGAAAAGGAAUUCCGUACGUAUGGCUGUUCGUAAAUUGACAUAUGCACCUAAUGAACCAGGUCAACAACCAUCAGCUGAAUUAUCACGAGAUUUUCUCAUGAGCGUGGGUAGUCUUCGAGUAGAAGCUACUUUAGAUAAAAAUAAAUAUUUCCAUGGAGAGAAAAUUUUUGUCAAUUUACUUGUGGAUAAUAAUUCGAAUAAAACAAUUAAACGUGUCAAAUUGUCAGUUCGACAAUAUACUCAAGUUUAUGUACAAAGUCCUAUUCAUUUCAAAUGUUCUGUUGAUGAAAUUCAGUCGGAGGAACGCUUUCCUAUUCUACCUAGCCAAACUGGUUGGUGCAAAGUUUAUCGUCUGUGUCCGACGUUAGCCUGUAAUCGUGACAAAAUCGGUGUUGCAAUGGAUGGAGAUUUAAAACAAGAAGAUACUAAUUUAGCCUCUUCUACAAUUACUCCUGCCAAUUCAACUAGUCGGGAAUUAGUUGGAAUUAUUGUACAGUACAAAGUGAAAAUACGAUUAGUUCUUGGAUUUGGCAUUAGUGAUGUUUGCUUAGAAUUACCGUUCAUUUUAACACAUCCGAAUCCAGAUUCCUCUAACUUAAAUGGUGAUCGACAAGAUGAUGAGCUUAUUUCAUCUAUCACAAGUGAACCAUCAUUAAGUGAAAAAACAUCAAAUAAAGGAAGAAUAACAAAUUUAGAAAGUGUUAAACUAAAUCCAGACACAUCUGAAAUGAGACAAUCAAAUGCUGUUAUGAAUGCAACUCCAUUAAGUUUACAAAAUACUACUAUACCACAAAUUGAUCCUAGUUUCCCGAAUUCACAACAAAUUAAUCCCAUUGACUCUAAUCAUUGUAAUAUGAAUCAUCAUGUGAAUGAAUCAGCUCAGACUCCGCAAUCUUUAAAUAAAGCAGUUUGUUCUUAUUCACCACCUGUAUGGGAUCGUAAUUUCCAUUUGAUUUUCUCCGGUUUACGAUCAUCAGCUAGACGUCCGUCUACUGUUGGUACACAAUCUACCUUAAGUGAAGAUGAUUUAUUAUUUGAAGAUUUUGCUCGUUUUCGUCUACAAUCUUAAUCAUCUGUUCUAUUGGCCCAUAGUCUCUAAUUUCUUUUUUUUUUCAUUACAUUCAUCUACCUAAAUUUCUGUUCCUUCUUUAGUUUACCAUAUUUUCUCAUCAUUUUUAUCGUCUGUUUUUCUGUUUUUUUUUUACAUUUCAUCGAUUUUUCUUACCUAAAUAUAUUCCUCUUGUAAAUUCCUAUCUUAAAUUAUGUUUGUAUUUUUUAACUAAGCGCAUAUAAGUUAAGUUGUCUAUUCAUUGAAAUGUAUCUCUUGUUCCUGUUCUUGUUUUGUUGCAUAAUUCACGAUUAGCAUUGCACAGACAGUUGUGGAUGGAAUUUGUAAAAUGGUCUUUUUUAAGCAGAUAAAUCAUACUAAUUCUAUUGUUCUCUACAAAAUGUCUCCUUUUUACACUACCCCACUCCACCUCACCCUCAUAUUUUUAAACAAUUCAACAAAAUAAUAAUAUUGACGUUAAUAAUACCUCGGCACCAAAAGAUUCUCAUCAUUAAUUAUACAUUAUUCUUGUGUUAUUCAAUAUUGCUUAGUACUAUGAUUGUUA
Molecule: messenger RNA, 2413 nt
Organism: Schistosoma turkestanicum
Lineage: Eukaryota; Metazoa; Platyhelminthes; Trematoda; Strigeidida; Schistosomatidae
Source: the annotation of a GenBank genome assembly